This is a messenger RNA of Striga hermonthica, 1317 nucleotides long. The record is from the annotation of a GenBank genome assembly. Lineage: Eukaryota; Viridiplantae; Streptophyta; Magnoliopsida; Lamiales; Orobanchaceae.
AUGUUGACAGCAACUGCACAUAUAAUUACUGCUGUGAUUGGGUCGGGUGUAUUGUCUCUAGCUUGGGCCAUUGCUCAAUUGGGUUGGGUUGCUGGGCCCAUUGCCUUGUUGGCGUUUUCAGUUAUUACAUGGUUUACAUCUAUACUAUUGGCUGAUUGCUACCGAUCCAGUGAUGGUACAAGAAAUUACACUUACAAAGAGGUUGUCAAAUCCCAUCUAGGAGGAUUGAAUAUUCAGCUUUGUGGGAUUGCACAAUAUAGCAACCUUGUUGGAAUAACUAUUGGAUACUCUAUCACAGCCUCUAUCAGCAUAGUGGCCAUCAAGAGAUCAAACUGUUUCCACCAGAAUGGGCAUGAAGCUGGCUGUCACAUAUCAAACAAUCCUUACAUUAUGACUUUUGGAUUAAUACAAAUAGUUCUCAGCCAAAUACCAAACUUUCAUGAGCUAUCAAUUCUUUCUUUUGUAGCAGCUGUUAUGUCUUUUGCUUACUCCUCCAUUGGCCUUGCUCUCUCCAUAGCCAAGAUUGCAGAAGGAGGAAAUGUGGAGAGCAGCCUCACCGGAAUACCGAUUGGAGACAAAAUGUCGGGCAUGAAUAAGAUGUGGAGUACCUUUAACGCCCUUGGCAACAUUGCAUUUGCUUAUGCUUUCUCUACUGUCCUUAUAGAGAUACAGGACACGAUAAAAGCAGGGGUGUCUGAGAGCAAAGUAAUGAAGAAGGCUACUUUAAUUGGAAACUCAAUCACUACAGUCUUUUAUAUGCUAUGUGGUGUUCUGGGAUAUGCCGCGUUUGGCAAUGACGCGCCUGGAAAUUUCUUGACAGGAUUCGGAUUCUAUGAGCCAUUUUGGCUCGUCGACAUUGCUAAUCUUUGUAUUGUAAUUCAUCUCGUUGGAGCUUACCAGGUGUUUGCACAACCGAUAUUCGGAUUAGUAGAAAAAUGGAGUAAAGAAAAAUGGCCAGAAAGUGGAUUUAUUGUGGGGGAAUACCCUUUAGCAUGUGGGAAGUUCAACUUGAAUAUGCUGAGGCUUGUGUGGAGAAGUUUUUACGUGAUAUUCACAACCGUUUUUGCUAUGCUAUUCCCAUUCUUCAACAACUUUGUGGGACUCUUAGGAGCGGCUUCUUUCUGGCCAUUGACCGUUUAUUUCCCAAUAGAGAUGUACAUUGCGAGGUCGAAAAUCCCCAGAUUUUCCUUUACGUGGAUUUGGAUGCAGAUACUGAGCGGCAUUUGCCUCAUCAUAUCACUACUUGCGGCUGCUGGGGCUAUUGAAGGACUCGUGGAGUCACUCAAGACUUUCAAGCCAUUUCAUUCAGUUUCAUAA